AUGCAGACCAAAGUUUCUCUUUAUGUAUUUUUUUUUUUCUGUGGUCUGAGUUAUAUUGUGAUUUUGAACAAGAUCUCGGUACAAUGGCCCAGUUACCAACCAAUCAAUAUUCCUCUAAGGAAAUUUGCAUUAUUUUGGGAAAGGAAUGAAGGAAUAACUCCUAUUCCCAUCCUCUAUAAGCAUAAUUUCACCAAGCUUCCCACAUGGGAUUUUGAGGAUGUUUAUAUGAAAACCAGUAAAGCACAACGGCCGGUCUGUUCAAAGUCUCUCCAGAAGUCCAAAGACGAAGAGUUUCAACAUGCAGCGAUGUGGAACAUCCAGCUUUGGCUCCACAAAGGUCACCUAAAUAUGAGUGAAUGGAACCGUCUCGCGCACUUCAACAACCCGUUUGGGUUUAUGGAAUAUAAAUAUACUGACAUCAAAAAGUCAGUCAAUUUGAUCCCAAAACCCAAGCACUACCAGCUUUUACCAGUUCCCACUGGUUCAGUAGAUGGAUGUAUUCGCUGCGCUGUAGUCGGCACCAGUGGCAUCCUCAACGGCUCCAGAAUGGGCAAAGAGAUCGACUCCCAUGAUUACAUAUUUCGAGUAAACGGAGCAGUCACUAAAGGAUUCGAGGAAGAUGUCGGAAAUAAAACCUCAGUGUAUGUACACACAUCGUUCGCCUUAACCGCAUCGCUUGUAAACCUGGAACAGUAUGGCUUCAAACACAUUCUUCAUGAUGAGGGGAUUAUAUAUGUGAUGAUUCCAGAGGGGCAGAGAGAUUUCGAAUGGAUUGAAAGCCUCUUGGAAAAAAAGAGAAUUACAACCGGAUACUAUAAAGGUUACAGACCACGGACGUACUACAGCAACCGCUUCCAAGAGGAUAAGUUUUAUUUGCUUCAUCCUGACUUUCUAAGAUACGUCCGGAACAGGUUCAUGCCAUCUGAAACUCUGAGUAGAUCAUCCUGGCAUUUCUACAGACCCACCAAUGGAGCGUUCACAUUGUUCUUAGCUCUUCACACCUGUGAUAUAGUGGACGUGUAUGGAUUCAUCACUGCAGAGUACAGAAAAUACCCCAACUAUUACUAUGAUAGAAGCACAAAAGAUUUAAUUUUUUAUGUCAAUCAUGACUACGGCCUGGAGAUAAAAACCUGGAAAAAGCUGCAUGAUGCCGGAAUAAUCAACCUUUACCAAAGACACGAAGACUAAACCAGACUGUGACUUCAUGAACUUUUUAGCUUAUGUAUUACAAAAUAUUUAGUACAUACAGUACACUCAGGUAUUCGUAUGAUGUGUUACAUUUUUUAUAUCAGCUUUAGUUACAGAAUUAGUGGGUUAAUGUGAAACAGUUUUAACAUGUUUACUUUGUUUGUGUUUGUGUUUUCCUAGUUAAAGACCGUAAGUUUAACCUAAUGUAAUUAAAAUAUGUUUUAUUAAAAAAAACUCAAAACCAUCCUCAAUUACUACCUUUUUCCCUGUUCUAAGCAAUUACAAUUAUUGUACAUGUUUAUUAUGUAGAUAUGACGUUUACAUUUAUAUGAAAUUAAGUUUGUAAACGUUUUUGAAACAUUUGUUAAAUUGAGUAAUUGUGGCUUUCCGCUCAAAUUAUAGUAUCUUUGUUGAUGGAUUUCACCACUACGUAAAACAGGAUGUGCAGAAAAAUGCAAAUAUGUUUGGUCUGUUUGAGCAAAUAAUGAACUUGGCAUUGGUUCAUGUUGAAAUGUUUGCACAGUGGAUUAUCAUGCAUUUAUGUGUAAAUUGUGUCCAUAACGAGGAACACAUGGGCCGUCCUAAAGU
Messenger RNA from Clarias gariepinus (North African catfish), 1776 nucleotides. RefSeq names its product alpha-N-acetylgalactosaminide alpha-2,6-sialyltransferase 1-like. Gene Ontology annotation, molecular function: sialyltransferase activity. The record is from RefSeq and is a predicted model, not a curated record. NCBI's taxonomy places the organism in Eukaryota, Metazoa, Chordata, Actinopteri, Siluriformes, Clariidae. Bases 1 to 1188 code for a protein of 395 amino acids. The transcript has 9 exons.